Messenger RNA from Sphenostylis stenocarpa, 639 nucleotides. The record is from the annotation of a GenBank genome assembly. Lineage: Eukaryota; Viridiplantae; Streptophyta; Magnoliopsida; Fabales; Fabaceae.
AUGUCAAGCGCGGCGGCAGGCGGCGACGUGGAGGCGGGGUUUGCGAAGCUCCAGGGGGAGGACUUCGAGUACUACAUGCAGACCUACUCCAUCGUCCUCGGCCGCAACUCCAAGAAGUCCACCGUCGAUGUCGACCUCUCCAGUCUCGGCGGCGGAAUGAACAUCUCCCGCCACCACGCCCGCAUCUUCUAUGACUUCGCGCGUCGCCGCUUCGCCCUCGAGGUCCUUGGAAAGAACGGCUGCCUCGUCGAGGGCGUCCUCCACCUCCCUGGCAACCCCCCGGUCAAGCUCGAUUCCCAAGAUCUACUCCAAAUCGGUGACAAGGAGUUUUACUUUCUUUUGCCUGUUCGCAGUAUUUUGGGCGGGCCGGUGGCCCCACGCCACUACCCUAACCACCCCGCCCCUCCCGGGCCCGUCGUGCCGCCCUAUAACUACCAUUUAGGCCCGGGCCAGGGCCCGGUGAAGAAGGCGCCGCGUAGGGAGUAUUACGAUGAGGAGUUCGACGAUGAGGAUGAUGUGGGUGCGCGGAAGAUGCGGAGAGAUGGGUAUGAUGGAUAUGGUUACGCUGGUAGCAAGUCUUCUCUUCCAGCACCUAUAGAACAUGAAUCCCCCAGGGAGAUGAGUGGCAAUGAGGACUAA